AUGCUAUCAACCGACCCGUACACCCACACGGAUAAAACCCAGCCGAAUUCACCGUCAUCUUCGUCACUGUUCGGUGAAAGUGUAUUGGAAAAUUUCACUUUACAAACAAACUUUCUCCGACGGCAGCAAAAUCUUCAGGAGCAGCAGCAGCGUAACAAGCGGAAGCGCAAAGAAUCGUCUUUUUCCUCCUGUUCAUCGUCCUCGUCGGCGUCGUUGCUGUCCUUGGUGCCGAACACGGAACGAAGACCGUCGAGUGUGGCACCAUCUACAGUUGUGGGUGGUGUUGGUGAGGAAAAUCCUUUCGUUGUGGGUGAUAGUGCCACCGUACGGGAAGAACAGUGUGCACAGCGGAAAAGUGAAAAGUCGUUGAGCUCGUGCCGAUCAGCUGAUUUGAAUGAAUGUUCUCCCUGUAGCAGCCGACCACGGGACAGCUCCAACAGGUCGAUGAGACAGCAGGAAGUGCCGGAUGGUGGUGAUGACGAACACGAUUCACCCCGGCGGAAACGACCAAAAUACGACUACACACGUGAUCAGAUGUUUGAAAUUUUUCAACCGUGGGUGAUUCGAACGUACGGUGAUCGAGCGAAAACGAAAACGAUUACCUUGAAAAAACAGGCCAGGAUCAUCAGGGCCCUCAAGGGGCAGGAAAUGAACAACCCAGAUAGUUCUAAAUUUCGAUUCUGGGUGAAAACGAAAGGUUUUACUACAAAUAAACCGGAAGGAUUCCAGAACAUUUUUGCGUUCCAUGAUCAGGAAGAAAACGAUGGUUGCCUUUUAUACGCUCCAAACACGGUGGAAACCGAUUCUCAACCUUUUAAAAAAGUUGCUGUGGUUGAAAACUUCUUCAACAUUAUUUACGGAGUGCAUGUUUCCUUGGGGAGCCGUUCAAGUCGACAUGCUGGCCAGAAGAGAACCUACAGAACGAUUACAGAAACCUAUGCCUUUCUGCCUCGGGAAGCAGUAACCAAAUUUUUGUCCCUGUGCAGUCAAUGUUCCAAAGCACUGAGACCGCCAUCUCCAAUCAAGUUGGACCAUGCCGACAGCCCACUAACUUCCAAGACUGAUGAAUCGUUCGAUAGGGGAACUAAAGAAUUUUCUGAACCCAAACGAGUUUCCACGCCGUUACAGCAUAGUUUUAGCAAUGGUAGCUCAAGUUUCGAUAGAUUAAAUAGUGAUGAAGUUUAUUCAAAGUUGUUAGAUUACUACAAAGUGCAAAAUGAAGAGAGUGAUGGUGCAACGUAUUAUCAGCUGCUGAAGACGUUCUACGAUAAUGUGAAAAAGAACCGAGCAGUAGAGUCGGUUAAAGAUAACGCGAGGGAAGCCAAACAGCAAAAACUGGAACCGGUGGUGGAUCUUACCGGCAUGUCAGAGUCUGAUAAGACGGCCGAGAUCAAUUUCUCAAAUGUGAGUAAAAAAAGUGUGCCCUCGAGUGAAAAUUGUGCCUUAACUGAAAACGAAAAAGUGCUUCGUGCAAAUUUCGCGGAAGAUGGAGGGGAGUGCUCGAUCGAUGAGAAAGAGUUGCACAUAUGUGAAGAGGCUAGUGAAGACAGCGAAAAAAUGAGACUGAAUAAUAAUCUAGACGAUAAAUUUAACGGCAGUGAUGGUGACAGUGAUGUUGAGCAGGUUGGAAAUAAUUCAAGGCCAAUUACAUCGACGUACCUGGAACUGACGAGGAGUAUGGGUGUGGCAGAUGAUGACGCGCUGAAUAUGGUGAGUAUGUCUCGACUACUGGUCUCUCGCCGGCCGGUGUCCGAGGUUGCGAGCAAUCUGAAUGAUGCCUCGUUGGAUACGCACAAGACUGGACGCGUGGUAGUUGGUGGCCGCGAACAGUUCCUGGGGAAAGCUCCAGACGCCCAGAUGACCAUGGAAAUGCAUGAAAAUUUGUGUUCUUUGAAGGAAGUAUUACGACAAAGCUCCAAACGAGUCUGCGCUCCUGGUGACAACGACGUUGGCGUUGAAAAACGUUACUUUUCAAAGGCGGGAAUGCCACAUCACGAGUUCCGGAAAAGUGUGUCACGGAAACUCGGCGCUACUCGCUCAUCAGUCUUAGACUGGCAAAAAAUCACUCCGUGGCGCCCUCGCCGGACGCCACACUCCAAAAAUAGAAAAGGCUUGACUCACCAGAUGAUGUUGGUUUACGUGAUGGUCACAGUCGAUGACCUAUCGACGGGUUCGACGCACUCUUUAGGGAUCGUCGAUGGUGAUCCGAUGAAUGGAGGUGCUUCGCUGACAAUGGCAUUUCACACGCCGAUGCGAUGGCGGUUACUCUGCCGUGCCGGUAGGUUGACGAACCGGCGGGUGGACCGUGUCCACGUGGAGAUCCCCUGA
Molecule: messenger RNA, 2328 nt
Organism: Ochlerotatus camptorhynchus
Lineage: Eukaryota; Metazoa; Arthropoda; Insecta; Diptera; Culicidae
Exons: 7
Coding region: 1-2328 (775 amino acids)
Source: RefSeq, a predicted model, not a curated record